Microthlaspi erraticum is the source of this 627-nucleotide messenger RNA. The record is from the annotation of a GenBank genome assembly. NCBI's taxonomy places the organism in Eukaryota, Viridiplantae, Streptophyta, Magnoliopsida, Brassicales, Brassicaceae.
AUGUUGCGCAUUAUCUUCCUCUUAUCUCUCCUCUUCGCUCUCUCCAACGCCUCUGUUAAUGACUUCUGCGUCGCAAACCUCAAAAAAGCCGAAACCCCUUCGGGUUACCCUUGCAUUCGUCCCAUCCAUGUCAAACCCAAAGACUUCGUCUUCUCCUUAGGCACUCCUGGGAACACCACCAACAUCAUCAACGCCGCGGUCACGCCCGGUUUCGUCGCUCAGUACCCGGCUCUGAACGGUCUAGGCAUCUCCACAGCUAGACUUGACUUGGCUCCUAAAGGUGUGAUCCCAAUGCACACUCACCCUGGUGCCUCUGAGGUUCUCUUCGUCCUCGACGGCUCCAUCACAGCCGGGUUUAUCUCCUCCUCUGCCAACACCGUGUACGUGCAGACGCUUAAAGCGGGACAGAUCAUGGUGUUCCCACAGGGCUUGCUUCAUUUCCAGAUCAACGCUGGGAAGUCCAACGCUGCAGCGUUUGUCACCUUCAGCAGCGCUAACCCCGGUCUCCAGAUUCUUGAUUUCGCGCUCUUUGCUAACAAUCUCCCCACUGAUCUCGUCGUUGGUACCACUUUCCUUGACCCUGUUACAGUCAAGAAGCUUAAGAGUGUUCUUGGAGGAACUGGCUAA